UCAGAGUCAAGCUUCAAGUUACUCUCGGCUUUCACUAUGUCUAUGCUCGACAAAUUUCGCAAGGGUGCACAGAAAGCAACCAUUCAAGCCAGUGCUUUCGUGAAGGAGGGCUCCCAUCGUGUCGCUACCGGCUCGCAGACGUUCGUUCAGGGCUUCAGCUUGCCUGGAGAGGCAGAUAAAGCUGCUAAGAUCUUGGAAAGUUUCUUGGCUGACCCUGACCGACCCGAAUCUGCACUGAACUCAAUACCGAAGGCUGUCCUGCAGAGAGCACGAGGUCUCGCUGUCUUCCAAGUCCUCAAAGCAGGCUUCGUCUUCUCCGGCAAGGCAGGCUCAGGCCUCGUUAUCGCGCGCCUCCCCGACGGCUCUUGGUCCGCGCCAUCAUGUAUCGCUACCGGUGGCGUCGGCUGGGGCCUACAAAUAGGUGCCGACAUCACAGACUUCGUCGUUGUGCUCAACAGUGAGGAUGCCGUGCGGGCGUUUUCAAUUGGAGGAAAUGUAACAAUCGGAGGGAAUGUGAGUGCUGCCGCGGGCCCCAUCGGCACUGGAGGAAGUGUGCAGGCGAGCUUGGCGCAUCCAGCCCCGAUGUUUUCGUAUUCGAAGUCAAAGGGUCUUUUUGCUGGACUCUCGCUAGAAGGGACUGUUCUUAUCGAGCGGAAGGACGCAAACCGCGAUUUCUACGGUUCGCCAAUCCCCGCUCGCGAUAUUCUCGGCGGCCGUGUGCCCCCUCCAGAAGUCGCAUCGAAAUUAUACGAAAUCAUCGAGGCGGCAGAAGGACUCGACGAGUCUGGGCUGCCGGAGGAGGCGUAUAUCCCUACUGCUUCGGGCGAUCACAUCCAUGUCACCGGACAGGGUGGAAACCAGACUGUGUUCGAUGCGGAGGGGCACUAAUGGAAUUGUUUAGAUUAUGUUAGGUGUAAAGCCCGGAAAUGGAAUAGCAGUAAAGAGAGAAGGUUCAUCAACACACCCCAUACCACGGUACGAUACGAUAACGAUUUCAUUGUUCAUUCCUGCUUUUAUGGUACAUGCCAGUAGCUGUCUCUCUUAUUUUUUUCUUCUGUGCCUGUUCAAAUCAGGUGUAUAUUUCUUGAUUGCGCUGCUGCGCGUGCCACGAUCCUAACACAUAACAAUGUCGUGAAUGUUCCCCAUGUAUCAAAGUUCAGGUGAAGGAGAUCGCAUGAAUGUCCUUUUCAGUAGUAAUUACAACCAGUCAAUCGACUC
Heterobasidion irregulare TC 32-1 is the source of this 1218-nucleotide messenger RNA. RefSeq lists its product as uncharacterized. The record is from RefSeq and is a predicted model, not a curated record. Gene Ontology annotation, cellular component: actin cortical patch. Lineage: Eukaryota; Fungi; Basidiomycota; Agaricomycetes; Russulales; Bondarzewiaceae. The coding region runs from base 37 to 888 and encodes 283 amino acids. The transcript is spliced from 4 exons. Gene Ontology annotation, biological process: actin filament bundle assembly; actin cortical patch localization. Gene Ontology annotation, molecular function: actin filament binding; phosphatidylinositol binding.